AUGUGGCCAGGCCUGUUCACGCUCUUCCUGCUUCACUCCUGCCUCCAUGGAGGACAGGGCGACCUCCGUGAGGACCUGACCUUGCUGAAGACCGAGCUCGCGCUUCGCCUCUACAAGGACACGGCAGCCCCUAGAAAUGGAACCAACGUCGUCAUCUCUCCUGCUGGCGUGUCGCUCCCUCUGGAGAUCCUGCAGUUUGGAGCCCAAGGGGACACUGGCCGGCAGCUGUCACGGGCGCUGGGUUAUGCUGUCCACGACCAAAGGGUGAAAGAGUUCUUGCGCACUGUUUAUGCCACACUACCCAACUCCGGUCAAGGCACCAAGAUGGAGCUGGCCUGCACCCUUUUUGUGCAAGCAGGGACAUCACUCUCCCCCUGCUUUGUGGACCACAUCUCCCGGUGGGCCAACAGCAGCGUAGAGCCAGCCCACCUCAAUGAACCGAACGGCACCGGCAGCCAGGCCAAUGAAUGGACCUCCAGGAAGAUCAAAGGUGACGACACAGGUGGCCCUACGUGGGAGCACGGCAGCAGCGGCGGCAGGGCAUUUGCUCAGUUGGCACUAGUGAGCACCAUGUCCUUCCAAAGCACUUGGCGGCAGAGGUUCUCCUCCACGGACACUCAGCUCCUGCCUUUCACCGGCACCCAGGGCCUCGUCCUCCAGGUCCCCAUGAUGUACCAAAUGGCUGAGGUCAACUACGGCCAGUUCCAGGACCGUGCAGGCCAUCAGGUGAGGGUGCUAGAGUUGCCUUACCUGGGAAGUUCAGUGAGUCUGCUCCUGGUUCUGCCACAUGACAAAGACACCCCACUGAGCCUCAUUGAGCCACACCUCACAGCCAGCAUUCUCCACAUCUGGACCUCCAGCCUCAGGAGAGCCAGAAUGGACGUGUUCCUGCCCAGAUUCAGGAUCCAAAAUCAUUUCAAUUUAAAAAGCAUUUUAAAUUCUUGGGGAGUCACCGAUCUUUUUGAUCCACUCAAAGCUAACUUGAAAGGAAUUUCAGGCCAAGAUGGCUUUUAUGUUUCUGAAGCAAUCCACAAAGCCAAGAUUGAGGUUUCAGAGGAAGGCACCAAGGCAUCUACAGCCACAGCUCUGUUGUUACUGAAAAGGUCUCGGAUUCCUUUUUUUAAAGCAGAUCGGCCAUUCUUCUUUUUCCUGAGAGAACCUGACACAGGUAGGACAGUAUUUUUUUGAUAGAAUUCAGAUAAAUAUGUAUCAGCAUCUCUCUAGCAACAAGCAUCCACUGCGGCCUAGAACAAGCAUUCCUUCUAGCCUAGUUUCUAUGGCUUCAGAAGCUUCCCAGUUUCUUGUCGCGUAUCCUGAGAAAGGGGAGUAUUCCAUAACUACAAAGGAAACUAAUAUCCUCCAUGUUGUUUUUGACUUCUCCUUCAGCUCAUUUUUAGUUGAUGUGGAUUUUUAAAAAUUCAGGCUUCUACUUCUGGGGAGACUUAGAAAGAUCAUGAAAGUAAAAUAAAUGAUACAUCUUGAUUUUCCCCCAGUUGUUGCCUUGCUUUCUCAUCACUGUAGGACAAAAUAUAGUUCCCUCAGGGCGCUAGCAUAUCCAAGUAGUCUUCUGACUCAGCAAACCCCGUAUUCUAGUGAAUGCACCUGGAUUUCUAGUUUUUCUCUUGAUCUUUCUCACGCUUGCUGAAAUGCCACAAAAAUCAAGUGUUUGCCCUAGUACUUCUGAGACCCACUAUACAAUCUCAUCAGAAUCCAAAGAUUAGGUAUGGUACAGGCAAAGCCUGAGCACAUCAGGACAAGCAGGGGUCCUUUCAGCUUCAACAAUGAACAAAGUACUCAAAUUAUUCCUCUCAAUGUUCCCCCUCCCCCCUGACAAUUAUUUAUCAGCCUGGGAAGGAAAAGAGAUUCUCAGUAAAGAGUUGUUGGCAAGUCGAAACAAUGUGUUAAAAAGAAAUAGGAUGGAACAAGACUAACAAAAUCAAGCAAAAGUGGAUCUACUUUAACUAAACAUCAGGCAUUAUUUUUAUUUAUGGAGAGAAAAAAAGUCAAAAGUUAGAAUAAUGAGAAUUACGCAUAGGUUUUACACAAAUUGUUAAGGAAAUACUGUCAACAUCAUUUUAUCUGAGAAUCAUUUGCAUACUGCUGUAACUUGUGCUAGAAAUCAAAGGAACACUUUUGUGACAAAAAGAAUGAAGAUAAUCAUUCACUAGGAAAUAAUCUAUUUUGGGAUUAUUUGGGGAGAAAAAGUCCAUCAACAGAAUAUAUCCUCCUAGGAUUUCACCGUGAUCAUUCCAACCCCAUGUUUAUUAGAUGAAAUUGUCACUUAUCACUCAGAACAGGCAACAGAGAGCCCUCUCUUGGAAAGGAUACAUUUAAAAAAAAUGAAAGAUGAAAAAACGACAGGUUCUACUUCCUCAAGAAACAGAGACAGGACUAAACGUGAACAGAAAGGUCAUUGUCAAAAGCUGAUAGCCAAUAAAAGUUGAUGACAGUUAAAAGAGAACGAUUUCUCUUUUGGAAUUCAACUGCAUAAAAAUGAUGUAAAACCUUUGAACUAGUAAAGGACACACCACUAUUUCAAUGAUCGGAGUUUUCACAACUGCCUCAAUAAACAAUGAAAAUAAAAGGCUAAUCCAAAACCAGUUCCAUAAUCCGCCAGCACAUCUAAAUACAGUCCUUGUGAGUUUACUCUUUCUGGGAGGUAUUUGCCCACAUGAUUCAAGGCGGCUACUCUUCUGGUGAGAGUGGUAUUAAAGAGAUAGAAAUCAGUCUCAGCCUUCAUUACACCAAACUGACAAAUCUUACUGUUUAGGGCAAAUAAUGAAUUCAUUGACAAAUGGGGCACAUAUGGAAACAUUAAGAAAAACGAUCUUAAAUCUCAAGAUUACACUGUUGGAGAAUAUCACUUGUCCAGCCUAAAGCCACCCAGUGAUCUAAAGGGCCUAAGAGGCAUGAUAUUCCCCUGAAAUAUACUCCCUCCCUCCCCUUUGCUUACAAGAAUUCUAUAGUAUUUUACUAAUUUAACUAAUAUGCCCAGUUUCUUAAAAUGUAAAAAACCUGCAAGAUGGGAUAUUAAGCUUGAGUUUCGACUGGUUUCAAACCUCGUGACUAGGUUUUGGAUGAGGCAGGCCACAGAGUAUGAUGGCAGAGAGAUUACGGCCAGAAAGAGGAGACUGAACAAACGGUUUCUCUUCCCAACUCCUUCUAGGGUUCAUCCCAAAAAAUGUAAUAAAGGUAAAGGGUUUAAAGGAUCAUUACCUCAUCAGCAAUCUGUAAAGGGGAAAUAAGAACUUCCUGAUAAGGAAAGCUGCUAAACAUUGGAAAAGACUGAAUCCCUUUCUUAAAUAUUCUUGUUAAGUAUGAACUUUUAUCUGAAUGACUUGUAAUCCCUUCUAUUAAUCACAGAAUCAAAAUAUACAUAAAGACAAUUUAAGACCAGACAGUAUAUUCUGGAUUUUGUGUAGCUCUUGAAUUUAGCAGUGACUGCAGGUAAUUACUUAACAAUUCCAUCUAUUAAAUGAUAUCCUGCUUUAAAGGUAUUUGUGGAGGUAAAAAAGGUUUAAAGAAUUGCAUAUGAAAAUACUAUGUAACGUUACAUUAAAUGCCUCUUUUUCUCAACAGGAUUUGUCUUCAGCAUUGGGAGAGUUUCAAAUCCCCUAGACUAAAUUAAGAGAUCUCAAGCAUGUUCUCCACUUUCAUCUAUGCUUUUCUUCAUAAAAAGUUACAAUUGCAUUCUGCUAUACCCUUUAAAUUUUAAAAAGGUUCUGCUAAAGUGUAAAAAGAUAAGGGUAUGUGAUUUUCAAAUAUUACGAAACUAAAAGUUCAUCAAUUUUACUACAAUUUUAUAAAUUUAUUUUGCCCUCUUUUAAUCUAAAUGUAUUUUAACCUUCCUUUCUACCCAAAAGCACUACAAGGCACAGCAGUGAUCUAUGAAAGGUGAGUGAGUGAGUCUGGUCAUAGGGUCAUGUCCUCAGUGAAGACACGUGAGGUCAUGUUGGACUGAGAGUGGACAGUGAACAGUGUUGGUUUUUCCUUAUCCUGGGUAACUCAGGGGUAAUGCACAAUGAGCAAAGUCAUCUUAAAUGUUUGCUUUCCAUUUAGCCUCUAAACAAAAUGGAGUUUAUAUGUAUAAGGAUAGCAGAGGAGAACAAAGAGAUCCCCUUUGAACCCCCAAUUUGUUGUGGGACUUUUGUAAGCAUGGCAUCAAGCUGCUAAAGACUAGACAUUUCAGAGUAUGUGAUGCCCCCCAAACUUACAACUCCCUAACUAACAGCUUCAACUUAGUGCCAUCCACAAUCCUAGUGAGAAAGGAAAAAAGUGUUGGGAGUAAAGAAACCAGUAUUAAAGAUGGCUGCUUUUAAACAGCUUCUAAAGUGUCUGCCUAUUUGCCCCAGAUACCGUCAUUUCUAUUAUCUAGGCAGAAAUGGGAAUAUGUUGGUGUGGCCAACAAAAUCUAAGAACAUAGAGUAAAAAGACAAUGCAGGUUAUGUAACAGGUAAUUACAGUUAGCUUUAACAAAUAUGAACUUCAAGUGGUGUAUUUUUCCAAUGCUUAAAAAGCAAGGCCUUUAAAAUUCCAUUACCUUAAGAUGGUUUUAAAUGAUUACUUUAAAUGUGAUUAUUUCCUAAACCACACAAGAGUAAAAUAGAGCAUUUAUUGAUGGAAUAACAAAAGUGCUUUUCUUAAAUAUUCUUCAAAAUACAUUUGUACAACUUACAAUAAUAUAUCCAAAAUA
Messenger RNA from Zalophus californianus (California sea lion), 4693 nucleotides. RefSeq names its product serpin family E member 3 (gene SERPINE3). The transcript has 7 exons. Gene Ontology annotation, biological process: negative regulation of endopeptidase activity. The coding region runs from base 1 to 1188 and encodes 395 amino acids. Gene Ontology annotation, molecular function: serine-type endopeptidase inhibitor activity. The record is from RefSeq and is a predicted model, not a curated record. NCBI's taxonomy places the organism in Eukaryota, Metazoa, Chordata, Mammalia, Carnivora, Otariidae.